Closterium sp. NIES-65 is the source of this 2139-nucleotide messenger RNA. Lineage: Eukaryota; Viridiplantae; Streptophyta; Zygnematophyceae; Desmidiales; Closteriaceae. The record is from the annotation of a GenBank genome assembly.
AUGCCGAAAUCACCAAGCGUAUCGGUUCUGGAUGUUCUGCGGAGGCAGGAGGAGCAGUCACAGCUGGCGGAUUUGGGUUUCCCUCCCAUGCUGCGUCUAGAUGCGGAGGAGGAGCAGCAGCAGAAUGGGGAGAGGCAGAGCCAGGGGCAGGGGAAGGAGCAUGGCAUUCCUGAAGAAGGUGGCAGGGUGGGGGAAAGGGAGAGGGACUUUGCAGCAGCAGAGAGUGAAGGUGAACGAACGAGAGAGUCAACAAGCAGAAACAUUGAUGGAUGUUGCAAUGUGCAGGGGGGAGAGGAGGAGGACGUGGAAGAGGAGGAGGAAGGAGAAGAAGUGGAGGAGGAGAAGGACGACGAGGAAGGGGGAGGGUCGUACCAGGGCCCGCGCAUAGCAGGACUGGAGCCGAUGAACUUUCUGCCCUUUCUGCCUGAGUUGCCCUUUCUUCUCAAGGUGAGUCUCUUUGAGAAGGCGUCCGUGCCACUCGCACCGCUCUUCCUCGGCCGCUCCGCUCGCCACCUCUUCCUCACCGACGUCGACCCGCCUGUCAAAACAACCGACGUCGACCCUCCCGUCGAAACAACCGAUGUCGGACCUCGAAUUCAUCCCAGUAAUGUCAACCCGCAAAUCAGCACCGCGGAUGCUGACCCUCGCGUUGACUCUACUGGCGGCACAGAACCGCAAAGUGAAACCACCGGCACCAACGCUCGGAUUGAUACCACCAGUGCUGGUCGUCAACCAAGCACGUCUGGUGUUGAUCCUCUCAGUGAUGCCCUGGGUGCUGCUGUGGCUGGCGAUAUUCAUGUAGACGCUGCGAAGGUUAACCCUUCUACGGGCCGUGUCGACCCUUUAAAUGCCAAGUCUGGUAAAUAUUUACCUCUCAACACCAACACGACUCUUUCCUCCUCCGUUGAUGCUGGUCAUCCCUUUGCUGAACUUUCUGCUCAGCCAGCUGCCGAAGCUCUUGCUGUGGGUGCUGAGUCCAAUUUGGGCCAUGCAACUGCGAAGGAAAAAAAGCACCAGCAGCCGCAUGGGAUGGUGCGGUUGCAUCGGCUGGGAAGCAGCCUGAUUGACGUGACAAGGGUGGCAGCAGCAGAAGACCAUUCAGAGGAGACAGCAGAGACAGGGGUUGGGAGUCGCAAGGAGAAACACCAGCUGCCUCUGCUGCUUCGCAUGACUACAGACAACGAGGAAGGCCCCUUCUUGUCUGCUCUCGCUGCAUUCAAGUACAGAGCUGCAUACGCCAAUGUCUUGGGGGAUCGUGCUCCUUCAGGUGGUCCGUCAGGUGCUCCUUCAGGUGGUCCGUCAGGUGCUCCUUCAGGUGGUCCGUCUGAUGGACCUGCAGCAGGUGACGCCCCAGAGCCCAAAGAGCACACCAAUUUCUUUGCGCGCCUGAAGGGAAGGUGGAAAGUGGGGGGGGGAACAGCAGCAACUCCCGGCUUCGGACUUGGCUUUGGGUUCGGUUCCCCGCAGCAGCAGUUCCUGCCAUUCAAACAGCAGCCACUGAAGCUGAAAGAGAAGGGGCAUACCGAACAGGGUGAGGAAGGAGAGCAGGCCUUUGAGAACGAUAAAAAAUCACCUGAUGAUCCACCUGAGGGUCCACCUGAGGAGGGUGAGAAGGGGCGGUUGCAGCUGGUGCGUAGCAUGAGUGAGGGUAUGGUUCCCAGGGGUGCAAGUGGCAGGGGCAGCGGGAGUGGGGGCAGCAGUGGGGAAGGUAGUGGCAACAGCAGAACUGGACAAGGGGCGAUGAAGAACGACAUUGGGCAUGGGAGCGAUGAGGGAUGGUGUGGCGAGGAGAAUAAGGCGAGGAGAGCAUCUAUUGGUGGUCCUGCUGCUGCUGCUGCUGCUGCCGCUGCUGGUGGUGCUGGUGGUGCUGGUGCUGCCAUGCUGCCACGUACUGCAGGGAUAGCACCGAAGAAGCAUAGCAUUCAAAUGCAGUGGGAAGGUGGGUUUCCUCUCCACGUCUCCGUUGAUUACGCCAUGGUGGACAAUCUCAACCGUGUCCCGUGGGCUCGCAUCGAUGUCAACUUUGCAUCGUCACCACUUGCCUUCCUGGCUCACAUCCUCAUUCAGGUGAACAUCCCAACACUCAAGGCGCAUGGAGCCAGUGUGAUUCAGCAUGUGAUUGACAACUUUGUGGUGUAA